GGGGCCGGCCCCGCACAGCAGCACCGGCCGCUCCGCAGCUGCCCCGCAGCUCCCCCGCUCCGGGACAGGCAUCCUGUGGCUGUAGGAGGAGUCUGUGGUCACCUCCCCCUCCGAGGCGCUGCGGCCAGAUUCUCCAGCAGAGGUACCCCCCCAGCUGCCAAGAUGUCCAGCAAACGUGCCAAAGCCAAGACCACCAAGAAGCGCCCGCAGCGCGCCACCUCUAACGUCUUCGCCAUGUUUGACCAGUCGCAGAUCCAGGAGUUCAAGGAAGCCUUCAACAUGAUCGACCAGAACCGCGACGGCUUCAUUGACAAGGAGGAUCUGCACGACAUGCUGGCUUCCCUUGGGAAGAACCCCACCGACGAGUACCUGGAGGGCAUGAUGAGCGAGGCGCCGGGGCCCAUCAACUUCACCAUGUUCCUCACCAUGUUUGGGGAGAAGCUGAACGGCACCGACCCGGAGGACGUGAUCCGCAACGCCUUCGCCUGCUUCGACGAGGAGGCCUCAGGCUUCAUUCAUGAGGACCAUCUGCGCGAGCUGCUGACCACCAUGGGAGACAGGUUCACUGACGAGGAGGUGGAUGAGAUGUACCGGGAGGCGCCCAUCGACAAGAAGGGCAACUUCAACUACGUGGAGUUCACCCGCAUCCUGAAGCACGGGGCCAAGGACAAGGACGACUAGAGCCCAGGGCCGCUCAUCCCCUCUGCAUCCCCUGGCACACACCCCGCACCCCUCGGCCCCCCUUGCUGCCCCACAGCAGGCUCCCCCCGUGGGAAACACCUCCCAGGACCAGCACCCCGCACUGGGUCACGCUUGGAGGGGAAGCAUUCCCUCACUUUGCUGCUGUACACCCGUCCAUCAGCCCCAGAGCUCCCCUCCCGUCACCUUUCCCACCCACAUCUCGACCUGCUGGGACCCCCAGCCUAGCUGGGAGCAGCCACUGAUCCCCCUGGAACACCGUCCUGCCAGCGACAUCUCAGGGCUGCAGCACAGAAAGUGCCUCUCCCGCCCCCUCCUGCACUCCCUUCCACCCCAGCUGCUUUAGGGCUUUAAAGCCAAUGACCAGAGGGAUUUGGGAGCCGAAGCGGCGUAUAAAACCCGCUGGGUGUGAGUCA
Messenger RNA from Apus apus (common swift), 1115 nucleotides. It is a transcript of the gene MYL9, whose product is annotated as myosin light chain 9. Lineage: Eukaryota; Metazoa; Chordata; Aves; Apodiformes; Apodidae. The coding region runs from base 163 to 681 and encodes 172 amino acids. Gene Ontology annotation, molecular function: calcium ion binding. The record is from RefSeq and is a predicted model, not a curated record. Gene Ontology annotation, biological process: platelet aggregation; myofibril assembly. The transcript is spliced from 5 exons. Gene Ontology annotation, cellular component: myofibril; cytoplasm; stress fiber.